Messenger RNA from Bipolaris maydis ATCC 48331, 1320 nucleotides. RefSeq lists its product as uncharacterized. NCBI's taxonomy places the organism in Eukaryota, Fungi, Ascomycota, Dothideomycetes, Pleosporales, Pleosporaceae. The record is from RefSeq and is a predicted model, not a curated record.
AAAGCCCACUUUUCUGUCGAAUUUUCUCUAGAGUUUGCUAAACCAUUGCUACCAUGUCGUCCUCGGAUUCUGUCCUUCCUUACUUCGAACUCAGCUGGUCCAUAUUAAGCAGCUUUGAUUUACUACAUGUUGUCGCUGCGUUAUUGAUUGUUCCAAUAACGGGUGUCUCGACGCUGUGGGCCGUGCCCGUUGUGUGUUCUGUCGCGUCAUCUAUCGCGAAUGGUUUGUGUUAUAUAGCAUACUACUCUGACGCUUCUACAAACUCAAAAGUGCUGGCAGCUGCUUUUGCAGACAUGUUUUGGUUGAUUCAAGAAGCUGGACUGCCAUUUUACAGUUACGACAUUCUCCGACGAUUUCUACAAGGAAAAUCCAGAAUCAUUUUCUUCUCACUCUUCUGGUUUCUUAUCGUAUCUACCCUUGCCUUCCGCGGUGCUAUCCUUAGCCAGAGAGUUCUGGACAUUCUAUCUAGCAACACCACUAGACAAGCCCUCAUAAAUAAGCUUCAUAUCGGCUAUUUCGGCUCCUUGGCUCUCCUUGAAAUCGUCAGCGCUUUCUUCCUUCUUCGCAUCUUUGUCCAAGGCAAGCGCCAAACUCGAAUUCUCCCCUCAGGGAGAAAUCUUUUUAAACAACUCAUACUCAGCACUGAGGUCAGAGUCUCCUCAUUAGCUAUUCUUGGUAUUGGUCGAACAAUUACAUAUCACUUCCACACCACGGCGCAGAGCGCUACCAAUCUAGCUGGCGAAUUAGAUCGCUUCCUAGUAGCGUGUCAAAAUUACUUCCCUGUAAUUAUGUUAAUCGACCUCUUGACUACCCGCAUCGCCAACGCCGAAGACACUAAUAGUGCCACAUCAGCUUAUCAAAGAUCUGCUGCAGGCAAUCCUGUCACAAUAGAGCUCAACCGGGUGAACAACGAAGCGCGUAAGGACAUAGAUCGGCAAACAUUUGUGCGGAUUAAGCCCGAUACAGACAAGCAGAGCUUAGAGGAUAUCACAAAACCAUGCCAGAAAGCUAUUUUAAAGUCAAGCACGUUCACUGUGGAGCGAACGGAUGUAGUAGUGCAUCAAGUUUAAGAGGUUACGUCUAUAUCCUUUUAUCUAUGUCCACGGCAGUUGAACGCAUAUCUGUAAACAACGAUACGCCGUUCGGAUGGAUCAUCAAUAGACUUUUAGUUCACUGACUGUGAAUGUGACAGUGAUUUUUCUACCUAAUACGAGGCGCGAUUUACACCCUAUAUCACGAUAAAAUAGCUUGGCGUGAGGUUCUCUAUCUAUAUCUAGUUAUUUUGUACUCUCCAGAUAAUAAUAUCAACUUCUCCAAAUU